Messenger RNA from Balaenoptera musculus (blue whale), 2136 nucleotides. It is a transcript of the gene DMRT1, whose product is annotated as doublesex and mab-3 related transcription factor 1. The record is from RefSeq and is a predicted model, not a curated record. The transcript is spliced from 5 exons. Gene Ontology annotation, cellular component: nucleus. Gene Ontology annotation, molecular function: DNA-binding transcription factor activity, RNA polymerase II-specific; RNA polymerase II cis-regulatory region sequence-specific DNA binding. NCBI's taxonomy places the organism in Eukaryota, Metazoa, Chordata, Mammalia, Artiodactyla, Balaenopteridae. Gene Ontology annotation, biological process: regulation of transcription by RNA polymerase II; sex differentiation. The coding region runs from base 1 to 1167 and encodes 388 amino acids.
AUGCCCAACGACGACGCAUACAGCAAGCCUUCGCCACCGUCGGAAGCCCCGCACGCCCCUGGGGCACCACCGCAGGGCAAGGCCGGGGGCUUCGGCAAAGCGGCCGGGGGCUUCGGCAAAGCGGCCGGGGGCUUCGGCAAAGCGGCCGGGGCGCUGCUCGGGACCACGGGCGGCGCGGGCGCCGGGGGCAGCGGCGGCUGCGGCGGCUCAGGCUCGGGGGCGUCGGGCAUGGGCGCCGCCGCGAGCAAGAAGUCCCCGCGGCUGCCCAAGUGCGCGCGGUGCAGGAACCACGGCUACGCGUCGCCGCUCAAGGGCCACAAACGCUUCUGCAUGUGGCGGGAGUGCCAGUGCAAGAAAUGCAACCUGAUCGCAGAGAGACAGCGCGUGAUGGCCGCGCAGGUGGCCCUGAGACGGCAGCAGGCCCAGGAGGAGGAAUUGGGCAUCAGCCACCCCAUCCCGCUGCCCAGCGCGGCUGAGCUGCUCAUCAAGAGGGAGAACGACAGCAGCACCCCAUGCCUGAUGACUGAGGGCAGCAGCACCUCGCAGACCCCACCGGCCAGCACCCCGACCAUGUCAGCGCCAGAGGGCCGGGUGGUCAUCCAGGAUAUUCCUGCUGUCACCAGCAGAGGGCACGUGGAGAACACACCUGACCUCGUUUCCGACUCCACCUACUACAGCAGCUUUUACCAGCCGUCUCUGUUCCCUUACUACAACAAUCUGUACAACUACCCGCAGUACUCCAUGGCCUUAGCCGCUGACUCCCCCUCCGGGGACAUGGGAAGCCCUCUCGGGGGCUCCCCUGUGAAGAACAGCCUUCGGAGCCUCCCAACCCCUUAUGUGCCCGGUCAAACAGGAAACCAGUGGCAGAUGAAAAACUCGGAGAGCCGCCACGCAGUGAGUUCCCAGUACAGGAUGCAUUCUUACUACCCGCCUCCCUCCUACCUGGGCCAGAGCGUGCCCCAGAUCUUCACCUUUGAGGACGGCCCCUCUUACUCGGAAGCCAAAGCGAGUGUAUUUUCGCCACCCGGCAAUCAAGAUGCUGGCUUGGUUUCCCUCUCCAGCAGCUCUCCUGUUAGUAACGAGAGCUCAAAGGGAGUGCUCGAAUGUGAGUCUGCCUCGGAGCCCAGCAGCUUUGCGGUCACUCCUGUCAUCGAGGACGACGAAUAAUCGGGCACCCCGAUGCCUUUGGCCAUUCACCUGGAGUGGCAGGUUUAUUCCGUUUAUACACAGGGUUUGUUGUUAACAUUUUGCCUUGACUCACGCCGACUUAACUGUUGAGAAGAUGUUUGGUUUAUACUCCUUAGAGCUUAGCCCAGAGGCUAGAACACAUUUGGAAUAGUUUAGUAUCUGUGUCUACCGUCUGCAACAAUUAAGUGCUUUGCUCACGGAGUUAAAUAUUAAAUAGUAGUGUCCCUCAUUUUUUUAUGACACUGGUUUACAUGUAGUUUUCAAGAAAUACAACAAUUCACUCAAGUAAAGCAGUACAUUUGCAUCUAAAUGUGUCAAUUACUUUCAGUUUUAAAAUGAAAUCUUAGGUGCCUUAGUUAUGUUUUUGAAUUUUAGUAUUUUAAUAAAAGUGCUAAACUAUAAAUUUAGCCAAGUUCCUGACUGGUGAGAAGAAAAGAAUAGAGUUAGUGAUUAUUUUAGAAAUCUGCAGAAGGUUAAAUAGAAAUAGUGUGUGUGUUUGUGUUGCUGUUAGAAAAGCCUAGCCCUGACCCCAUCCCCUCAAAUCCAAAACGUGACUGAAAUAGUCAGAAGAAAAAAUUAAUGACUUUAAGAAUUGCUACCUUUUCUAAAGGGUAGUUUGAAAACAACACAAUUUAAAGUAACCCUAUAGUAAUGCAGAGUUCCUGAGUGUUGUUUCUAGAAUAAUAUAAGAGUUUAUGAUGCACAUUCUACUAUUAAAAAAAUGGAUGCAAUCUAGAUUAUUUUGUAACCUUAGGUUGUAAUCUGAUUUGAAGAUAAGUACAUCUUUAAAAGUUACUAUAGAUUUCUGAGUUCAUUUUUUGUUAAAAAUUGCUAGUGGUGUACUCCAUAUGUAACAGAAGCCAUCCUGAAAUGAAACUAGUCUAAAAAAAUUCAUUGUUCUGUGUAGUUGCAGCUGUACCUGAAAUAAAAAUGUUAUUGAUGCCUGAA